AUGGGUUUUGCUCAGAAAAUCGCCGCAGCUCAGAAUAACGAGAAGAUGGCCAACAGUGGUUCAUACGGAGGUGCACCUCCAGCAGGCUACACUGGGGGCCCUCCUGCAGCCUUGCAAAGUGGCGGAUCGGAUCUCCGGCCCCUCAGGGAACGAACAACCCGUCAUCUCCCUAUUCCCGGCCUCCGCCAUCCACACCCUACCCCGCAGCUCAGCAAUCUCAACAACCUCAGGCCUAUGGCCGCCCGCCUCCACCCCCACCACAAGGCCAGCCCUAUGCUAGUUCUCCCUAUCCGGGUCAGCAAGCGGGACAGCCCUAUGCUUCUCCGAGCUCGCCCUACCCAGGACGGCAGUCUGCACAGUCGCCCUAUCCUGGUCAACAGCAACCUCCUCCACAAGGAUACCCUGGACAACAACAAUAUCCUGGACAACAACAAUACCCCGGACAACAACAAUACCCCGGACAACAACCAUAUCCGGGACAACAACCAUAUCCUGGACAGCAGCCGUCAUAUGUACAAAAUACCCCUUGCCCUGAAUCACUGCAUAUUUCUGUUCCCGCCCUAUUCUUCUCAGGGAGCUCCAUACCCCGGUGGCCAGGGUCGUCCUGGACCCGCACCUGGACCACCAAGUGGACCACCACCAGGCCAGUAUGGCGCACCCGGAGGCGGCCCUCAGGCUGCAGCUCCCCCGGCUACCCAGCAGCAGGCUGCAGCUUACCGAUCGCUUUUGAUUUCAACGAUUCAAGAGAGGAAUCUCCAAAGCUUCUACCCUCCGGAGCGACUGGACCGACUUGUUCAGUCGCUCGCCGCUGAAGCACCGGCUAAGCUCAACAGGCUGAUUCAGGAAUGGGCCGUGCCCAUGGAGGUGGCGACCGAUGUCAUGAAGCUCUCGUUGUUCGACGUGAUUCUCUACGUUGAUGAUAGUGGAUCUAUUGAAUUCGAAGAGAAGGGACUCCGGAAGGAUCAACUCCGACAGAUUCUUGGUAUUGUAGCUACCGCUGCAUCUACCUUCGACCAGGACGGUAUCUCUGUCCGAUUCAUGAACUCCAGUGAGGUGGGCGAUGGCAUUCGCGAUGCGGAGGAUGUCAGUCGUCUAGUGUCCCGAGUCCGUUUCUCGGGCCUGACCCCCCUGGGCACCAGCUUGAAGUCCAAGGUCAUUGACCCGAUGGUCGUUCAGCCCGCCCGGGCCAAUCGUCUCGAGAAGCCCGUGCUGGUGAUCACCAUCACCGACGGACAGCCUGCUGGCGAGCCGCACGGCACCGUGGGUGAUGUCAUUCGCUAUGCAGUGGAGGAGACGUCACGGACCCGUUAUGGCCCUGGCGCCGUAUCCUUCCAGUUCUCGCAGGUGGGGACUGAUCAGCGGGCUCGCGACUUCUUGGGAUCUCUGGACCAGGACCCUCAUAUUGGCCACUUGAUCGACUGUACCUCCAACUUCGAGGUUGAGCAGGAUGAGAUGUCGCGUGCUAACCCACCAGUGCAUCUCACUCGUGAGCUUUGGUGUGCCAAACUGAUGCUCGGCGCCAUUGAUUCCUCCUAUGACACCAAGGAUGAACGAGACAACGAACGUCGCGGUGCACCUCCACCGGCAUCGAUAAGCCAGUACGGAGGCGGAGGAUACGGUCAACCCCCGCCACCCCAGGGCCAAGCUCAGCCUCCAUUUGGUCCGCCCCCUGGUGCCCCGCCGGCUUCGUACGGUUCCCAGUCCGGCUACCCACCGCAGGGUGGUCAAUACCAACAGCAGCCUCCCCAGCAGGCCCCCCAGCAGGGCACGCGCGGUGGCUAUGGCCAGCAACCGCAGUAUGGGUCACAGCCUGGACCUGGCUACCAGUAUGGUGGACAGCCGCCACGCUAUUGA
Messenger RNA from Penicillium psychrosexuale, 1854 nucleotides. RefSeq lists its product as uncharacterized. Lineage: Eukaryota; Fungi; Ascomycota; Eurotiomycetes; Eurotiales; Aspergillaceae. The record is from RefSeq and is a predicted model, not a curated record. The coding region runs from base 1 to 1854 and encodes 617 amino acids. The transcript has 7 exons.